GUCAUGAAAUUUCCUCAUGAAACAGUACGCGGUUUAGAUGCUAGACGAGGGCGGCAGCGACGAGUUCCACCGCCGGCCAGAGCCGCCGAGCACCGCCAUCGACACAACCACUCCCAGGGUGCUAACCAUCCUAUCCUACGUUCUCGAAAAGCUGGUGGCACGAAAUGACCAGCUAAUGCUCGACCACCACGAUAAUGGACUCACCAGCAACGGCGGCGAAGGCGGCCCGGUACUGGGAAAGAACUUUAACGCAUUUCACGGAGUGAGAGCGCCGAGUAUAAGUAUACCGAAGUAUUUGGAGAGGUUAUACAAAUACACGAAUUGCAGCCCGUCUUGUUUUGUGGUUGGGUAUGUGUAUAUUGACAGAUUGGGGCAUAAGUAUCCUGAUUCUCUUCUCGUUUCUCUCAAUGUUCAUAGGCUGCUUGUCACCUGUGUCAUGGUUGCUUCCAAAAUGCUCGACGAUGCACACUACAACAACGCAUUCUAUGCCCGGGUUGGAGGAGUAACCAAUGAAGAAUUGAACAGGCUAGAAUUGGAACUUCUUUUCUUGCUAGAUUUUGGAGUUAAUGUGAGUUCGCGAGUUUUCGAAAGUUAUUGCCAGUAUUUGGAGAAGGAAAUGUUGAGCAAUGGACCAAACCUCAAGAUUGAAAGGCCAGUUUCAGUUAGUAGCACUAAUGUUGAUGAUGCAACUGAAAUUUCAGUUGAAGAUACUAACAUUUCUUCACCAUCCCAAAUCCCAGAUUGACUACUUGAAUCUGUGAUGAAGUUAAAGAAAUUCUAACAUGGUUCAGAAAAAAAGGAAGAAUGUCACACCCGAAAUUCAAUCCAACCCCAUUUCGGACAAUGUAACUCUGCUUUUGUUUCAACCUUCAUAUAUCCGUGUAACUUAUCUUGUUACUGAUUUGAGUUUUUGUGCAUUAGGACAAACCUAUUGUACCAUAACACAAUUUAGUGAUUUAUACCAUCGCACAUACAAGUUCACAAAAAAAAAAAAAAAA
Messenger RNA from Nicotiana tabacum (common tobacco), 998 nucleotides. Its product is annotated as cyclin-U1-1. Gene Ontology annotation, molecular function: protein kinase binding. Gene Ontology annotation, biological process: regulation of cyclin-dependent protein serine/threonine kinase activity. The record is from RefSeq and is a predicted model, not a curated record. NCBI's taxonomy places the organism in Eukaryota, Viridiplantae, Streptophyta, Magnoliopsida, Solanales, Solanaceae.